Gadus macrocephalus (Pacific cod) is the source of this 1449-nucleotide messenger RNA. RefSeq lists its product as uncharacterized. NCBI's taxonomy places the organism in Eukaryota, Metazoa, Chordata, Actinopteri, Gadiformes, Gadidae. The transcript is spliced from 5 exons. The record is from RefSeq and is a predicted model, not a curated record. Bases 355 to 999 code for a protein of 214 amino acids.
UACCCACCUGCCUUCCCCUCCCUGCCUCAAGCCACCCCACCUGCCUUCCCCUCAUUCCCCUCCCUUCAUCAACUCAACCGCCCUGACACUGUUAGGGCGGGUCUUGGAAGGCUUUUUCAGCCCUACAAAAAAAAGAAAAAAGAUUUUGCACAACCAUGGGGGCAUAGGUUUUUUUGUUGUGCCUCUACAGUCCAAAUUCAAAUUCCAACGGUAGAGGAGACCUCCAGCCUCCAGGCAGCUGGCCUUGGAACAAAACAAGUCAUCUUCCCAGAUGUGCGAUGCACAUCUGGGCAAUUCAUUGCAGUCUUAGAAGAUGUUUUUCCACCCCUAAAACUAGCGGGAGGAUUCAAGAUCAUGAGGAGCUGCCGCAGCAGGGAUCUGAUUGUCAUUCCUAUGCCUGCAGGGGGCUAUACAGUGAGCUUUCUGAAAAACAACAGCAGCCUAAAUAAGGCAGUGGCCUAUAUAGUCCCCAUACAGCAUAACCUCACUUUAAAGGAGGUUGAAAAUGAGGACGACGUGGGGCAUCUCUACCCUCAGGAGAUGUGCUGCAGGUGUAACUCUGCAGUUCCGUUGCAUCUUUUGCAGAGCCACCUGCAGAACUGCAACAGCAGCAUUGGAACAAUGGGGACCGACUCCAGCAGGACGACUAUUCAGCAGCAGAGCACAUGGUCCAUGAGGAUUUGCCUGUUGCAGAAUCAUCAGUUGCUUUUCAACUGCCGGCAAGCUGAACCUGUUAAAACAUGGCAGGUUCCAAAGGGCCUGACUGCUGCUGGCUUUGUCGCAUACUUAAAGUCAGUUUACCCCCAAAUGGAGAGGAGAACAUUUCAGUUCUGCAAAGUUAACCGCCAUAGGGUCCUGAUCUCCCUUGAGGAGAAAACCCCUGAACAAUUACGGUCCAGUGGAGUGUUGGGUCGUUCGGCUCUAUAUAUUCGCCCUGAGGUUAAGUAUUGUUCUUUAUUGAAUUUUUCUGUUGUUGUACAAAAUAGAUUAGAUAGAUAGAGAGUGAGUUCCAAGAGAAAAUAAUUAAUGGUGUUUUCCCUUUCUCUGCACAAAAGCAUACAUGAGAAAUUGUCAUGCACUUAGUAAUGUAUUUGAAGUGCACAAUACAAAUAAAUUAUAACUAUUGUUUUGUGUGUAAUCUCACCCUUUAUGCAUCUGGAACAUCAAAUCAGACAAGUGAUGAGGAUGAAGGAAUGCUGGUAAGUUUACUUAACUAAGCUGUUAUUAUCUGUGACAUACAGUAAAUGAAAUAGUACAAUAAACUGGCAAAUAGUAAAUUAGAUACCACCUUAUAGUAAGGAUGACAAAUUUAUCCAGUAAAUCAAAAUUAUUUUCUCUCCAUAGCCAACAUACAUCAUUUAUGAUUAGAAGGCAUAUGUAUUUAAUUCACUAAAACUUCUGAAGGGUUAACAGAUUGGAAAGUAUACUUAACUGUGUGCACCCCAGUUA